AUGCCAUCUUCACAUGGCAAGUCUGCUGUAAUUGGAGGCUGUAAAGCACUGCUACUUUGCUGUCCUAUUCUUGUUUUCUUGAUUGUUGUAUUGCUGCUCCCAAUAGGGAUUUGGAAUUGCCCAUCAUCUUCUUCUUCUUUAAGAUUGUUGUUAAGUUCUUCAUUUUCUUCUUCAUUUUCAUUAGAUGAAUCAAGAUCUGAGAUUGAGAGUGAUGAUGAUGAUUCCCCCACCAAUCUAAGCCAUUUGGUGUUUGGGCUUUUGGGGUCGGAGAAAGCGUGGCGCCACCGAAAAGCCUAUGUAGAGUCGUGGUGGCGGCCGAACGCCACGGUAGGGUUCCUCCUGUUGGAUAAGCCCCCCGGGGACGAACUCCUGCCGUGGCCUCCCAGCUCUCCUCCUUAUCGGGUGUCUGACAAUGUGAGUCGGGUGGUGGAAGAAACCAACCAUGUGAAUCCGCGUGUGGCCCGGAUGGUCCACGGGAUCAUGGAGACGGUACGGGAUGCGCCUCAACGGGUUACGGGGACGCCCCUAAGGUGGGUCGUCAUGGGAGAUGACGACUCGAUUUUUAUGGUGGAUAAUUUGGUGGAUGUUCUUGCUCAAUAUGACCACACUAAGUACUACUAUCUUGGGGGGCAUUCUGAGUUCAUUCCUGCAAAUUAUCACUUCUCCUUUAAGCAGGCCUUUGGGGGAGCUGGAAUUGUGUUGAGCUUUCCUUUGGCCAUGGCCAUGGCGGAUGGUAUCAUGGAUUGCCUCAAGAGGUAUUCUCACCUCAAUAGUGCGGAUAAAACUACUGGCUAUUGCAUUGCUGAUCUUGGGGUUAAUCUAUCUCCUCACCAAGGUUUUCACCAGGUAUAG
Molecule: messenger RNA, 852 nt
Organism: Ipomoea triloba (trilobed morning glory)
Lineage: Eukaryota; Viridiplantae; Streptophyta; Magnoliopsida; Solanales; Convolvulaceae
Exons: 1
Coding region: 1-852 (283 amino acids)
Molecular function (GO): acetylglucosaminyltransferase activity
Source: RefSeq, a predicted model, not a curated record